Molecule: messenger RNA, 2571 nt
Organism: Auxenochlorella protothecoides
Lineage: Eukaryota; Viridiplantae; Chlorophyta; Trebouxiophyceae; Chlorellales; Chlorellaceae
Product: Periodic tryptophan protein 2-like protein
Exons: 4
Coding region: 1-2571 (856 amino acids)
Biological process (GO): ribosomal small subunit assembly; maturation of SSU-rRNA from tricistronic rRNA transcript (SSU-rRNA, 5.8S rRNA, LSU-rRNA)
Cellular component (GO): small-subunit processome; Pwp2p-containing subcomplex of 90S preribosome
Molecular function (GO): protein binding
Source: RefSeq, a predicted model, not a curated record
AUGGACUACAAGUUCUCAAACUUGUUGGGGGCUCCCUACCGGGGCGGGACGUUGCUCAUCCAUGGCUCGGAGCUCCUCAGCCCCGUCGGCAACCGGGUGUCACAGAUCGAUCUGACCCAGUCCACGUCCAGCACGCUGCCGUUUGAAAACGGGCACCAGGUGCGGACGCUGGCCCUCUCCCCCGACGGCCGCCUGCUGGUGUCCAUCGACGUGGAGGGCCGCGCGCUGGUCAUCAACCGCCGCCGCCGCGCGCUGCUGCACCACUUCUCGUUCAAGGACCGCGUGCGCUCGGCGGCCUUCUCCCCCGACGGCGCCUUCCUGGCGGUGGCCGUCGGGCGCCUGGUCCAGGUCUGGCGUGCGCCGGAGCUGCGCAAGAGCGUGGCCCCGCUGGCCCUGCACCGCACCUACGGCCAGGCCCACGCCGACGUGACCGUCCUGGCCUGGAGCCCCUGCUCCACCUGGCUGGCGGCGGGGGCGGAGGAUCUGGUGGUCAGACCCCUUUCCCUGAAUCCCAUCCAAGGGUACCGGGUCCCCAGCCUGAUGGGCCACCGCGCCCCGACCGUGGCCGUGCAGUUCUCCAGCGCGGCGCAGCGCGAGGCGGCGGGCCUGCUGGGCCUGCCCACGCCGCACCUCUGGACCCUGGCCCAGGACGGCGCCCUCUACACCUGGACCUACGAGGGCGGCGGCGCGGAGGAGGAUCACGCGGGAGACGGCGGUGGCGCGGAGGGGCCGCACCAGUCGCACGAAUUCUACGGCGGGCACUGGCGCCUGGCCUCCAAGUACUACUUCAACCAGCGCGGCGCGCGGCUGACGGCGGCGGCCUUCCACCCCGAGGUCGGCCUGCUGGCGGCCGGCUUCUCCAACGGCGUGUUUGACCUGCUGCAGCUCCCCGACGCGGUGGUCGUGCACACGCUGUCCAUCGGCUCCCAGGCCAUCAACUCCCUGGCCUGGAAUGCGGCGGGGGACUGGGUGGCGGCCGGCAGCGCGGAGCUGGGCCAGCUGCUGGUCUGGGAGUGGCGCAGCGAGACGCACGCGCUGAAGCAGCAGGGGCACGCGGCCGACGUGGCGGCCGCCGCCUUCUCCCCAGACGGCGGCCUGCUGGCCACCGCGGGGGACGACGCGCGGGUCAAGGUCUGGACCCCGGCCACGGGCUUCUGCUUUGUCACCUUCCGCGACCACGCCGCGCCCGUCACCGCCCUGGCCUGGCUGCCCACCGGGCACGGCCUGCUGUCCGCCUCGCUGGACGGCACCGUCCGCGCCUGGGACCUGGUGCGCUACCGCUGCUUCCGCACGCUCACCACCCCCGACCCCGCCCAGUUCGUCAGCCUGGCCCUGGACCCGGCGGGGGAGGUGGCGUGCGCCGGCACGCGCGACGGCUUCCAGGUCUACGUCUGGAGCCUGAAGACGGGGCGCCUGCUGGACGUGCUGGCAGGGCACGAGGGUCCUGUGGUCGGCCUGGCCUUUGCCCCCGGUGCCCCCCUGCUCGCCUCCGCCUCUUGGGACGGCUCGGUGCGCACCUGGGACGUGUUUGCCGGCCGCGGCGGCGUGGAGCGCCUGCAGCACUCGCACGACGUCCUGGCCCUGGCCUGGCGCCCCGACGCGCGCCAGCUGGCGGCCGCCACGCUGGACGGCGGGGUCACGCUGUGGGACCCGCACGACGCGGUGGUGGAGGGCACCAUCUCGGGCCGGCGCGACGUCGCGGGCGGCCGCCUCGCCUCCGACGCGCGCACCGCGGGCAACACCAGCUCGGGCCGGGCUUUCACCUCGCUGGCCUACUCGCCGGACGGCGCGCUGCUGUUCGCGGGCGGCGCCAGCCGCUACGUCUGCGUGUACGACGUCGCGGAGCGCGUGCUGCUGCGCCGCUUUGCCACCACCGCCAACGCCAGCCUGGACGGCGUGCACGCAGGCCCGCUGGACGCCAUCAACGACGGCUCGGACGACGACGACCUGCUCCCUGACACCCUGGCCCGGCGCGACGACGACCUGCCCGGCGCGCGGCGCGUGGCGGUCGCGCGCGUGCGCGCGGUGGCGCUGAGCCCCUCCGGCCGGUCCUGGGCGGCGGCCACGACGUCGGGCGUGGCGCUCUACUCGCUGGACGCGGCGGGGGCCGCGGCCUUCGACCCCACCGACCUGGCCGAGGGCGUGACGCCCGAGGCCGCGCUGCGCGCGCUGCGGUCCGGCGCCCACCUCCGCGCCCUGCUCCUGGCGCUGCGUCUGGGCGAGGCGGAGCUGACGCGGCACGUGCUGCUGUCCACGCCGCGGGAGCACGUGCCCGGGGUGUCGCGCCUGCUGCCCCCCGCCCUCGCCCCGGGCCUGCUGGCCACGCUGGGCGGGCUGCUGGCAGCCUCGCCACACCUGGAGCUGGGCCUGGCCUGGGUGCGCGAGCUGGCGCGCGCACACGGCGCCGCGCUUUCCUCCGGCGCCGGGCCCGCGCUGCGCGAGGUGCAGCGCCUGCUGUCAGCCACGCACGCCGACCUGGCGGGCCUGGCGGAGCACAACCUGGGCACCCUGGACUACCUCGUGGCCGCAGGGGGGCUGGCUGGCGCGCCGGAGCGGGCCGAGGCGGCCUGA